Molecule: messenger RNA, 846 nt
Organism: Ostrea edulis (European flat oyster)
Lineage: Eukaryota; Metazoa; Mollusca; Bivalvia; Ostreida; Ostreidae
Product: leukocyte elastase inhibitor-like
Exons: 5
Coding region: 1-846 (281 amino acids)
Biological process (GO): negative regulation of endopeptidase activity
Molecular function (GO): serine-type endopeptidase inhibitor activity
Source: RefSeq, a predicted model, not a curated record
AUGCCUGUCAUCGAACAGCCAGGGCCUUCUAAUAACGGUCUAGCAUCUGUGGUCAGUGCGGAUGAAGAUAUGGCAGACUACGUCUACAGCGAAGUGAAAAAGAAACCGAAGCACGAAGUGACAUGUGACAACAAGCCCAUUGAAAGCGAGGAACCGAAAAUGAACCUCGUUGACAGUCAUGCCACGUACUGCGACGUGAGUGAUGUUCAGGAAAUGAACGAGUCUGACGAAAAUGGCUACCAGGAUACACCACUUGUCCAGGACGUAGAUGGAGAGGAAGCAUCACAGGGAGUAGCCAUUAGCAAUGAUGAUGAAGUACCAUCGGAUUUCAAUGUUCUUUACUCGCCGCUCAGUAUAUCCACAGCAAUAGCUAUGGUUCGUUUGGGAGCCAGAGCAGAAACCCUCACACAAGUGAAAGUGAAAAGGUGCGAAUCAUUUCUCCAAAAUUGUACCUCAUAUUUCAAUACGACGCUAGAGGGAGUUGAUUUAUUUAAGUCUGAAGAGACGAGAGAGAAAAUAAAUUCCUGGGUCAGUCGGCACACGGAACACAAAAUUCAAGGCCUUAUUCCAAAAGGUGCACUGAACAGCCUUAUAUUCAUGGUUCAAGUAAACGCCAAUUACUUCAACGGAACUGGAAGAAUCGGUUUGAAGCUAAGGUCACUCGAAUUUUGCAAUAUGCCGGAUAUGUUGCUCAAAACAAUAGAACUUCCAUACGCUGGGAACACUUUAAAUAUGUUGAUUAUUCUCCCCACGUCAUUGAAUGGUUUAGAAAAGCUGGAAAAGAGUUUAACAGUGUCAGUAAUCAAGAACGCACUGUGUAGGUUUGACAUUGACGUCAUAUUAUGA